AUGAUAAAUAAAAGAAUAAGUAAUUUUGGCUCAGGUGAAUUUAAAAGAAUUUUAUAUAGAUAUAGGCACAUUGGAAUUAUAGAUUUAUGUACUCAACAUUGUAACUAUAGUGUACUUAUAGGAAAAUAUAACAAAAGCGAUAAAAGAAAAUUUAUCAUUUCAUCAUCAAAAAAGAAGGAAUUGAAAAAUGAAUUUUUUAAAAACAAAUUUAAAUAUAAUAAAAAAAAAAAAGAUAAUGAAGGUAUCUACUUAAAUAAAAUAUCGUAUAAAGAAGAAAAGACAUUCUCUUCUGAUAAAAAUGAAAUAAUAAAUAUAGACAAAAUAAAUAACAUUUUUAUAAAAGAUUUCUUAAAUAAAAAUAACAUAUAUUAUUUAUAUGCAUAUCAAUUUUUAUUAAUAGAAUUAUUAAGAUAUACUAAUGUUUUUAUGAAUUUAGCAUAUUCUGAUUGUUUGAUAUCAUAUAUUAUUUAUUCUUUUUAUAAAAUAAAUUCAUUAAAAACAAAUGCAUCUAAUAAAAAUAUAUUAAACCAUCAAAUCCAUAAUGGUAUUACAGAUAAUAUAAAUGUAUCUAUUGAUAAUAUAACUAAUGAAAAGAUAAAAAAAAAAAAAAAAAAAAAUAAUUUUUACCUAGAUAAUUGCGUUUUAUUUUUAGGAUGCUCAAAAGAACAAAUUUCAUUAAUUCAUGAAACAAUAAUAAAAUUAAAAAGUAUUGAUAUUUCAACACAUAUAAUAUCAAACGAAAAAAGUGCUGAUAAUAUAAAAAGUAAUUUUUUUUUAUAUAAUAUUAUUAUUUUAAACAUAGAAAAUUUUAGUGAUACUUAUGAUUUUAGUAUUUUAUUUGAGCAUAUAAAUUUUAUUGUUGUAGAUGAUAUAUAUGAAAUAUAUAUAAAUAAAAAAUCAAAUAUAUUAAAAAAUAUUUUAAAAAACUGCAAAGAAAAACAAAUAAAAGGGAAUAACAUACAAAUUCUUUUAAUAAACAAAAUUUAUGAUGAAUGGAUUAUAAAAGAAAUGUUACAUUUCCUUAAAAGUAUAAAAUAUAAUAUUAAAUUUGAGAAAAAUUUAAAUUUUUUUAAAAACGAAUUUUAUUCUAAUAUAAAUGACUUUAAUUGUUUUGAUUUAUAUGAAUAUAAAAAAAGCAACUGUAAACAUUUUAGUAUUAAUGUUCCAUUAAACGAAGAUAAAAAAUUUUUAAUAUUAUUUUAUCUUCUAAGUGAGAAUAAAAAUAAAAAAAUUAUAAUUUAUUAUAAUAAAAAUGAUAUAUAUUCUUUUUACAAUUUCAUCAAUUCUUAUAUACCAUGUAUAUUUCUACCUAACACAUAUAAAAUAAAAUGUAAAAGUAAUAUUAUAAAUACAUUUAAUAAAAAUAGCGAUUAUAUAUUAGUUACGAAUGAUAAAAAUAUUAAAAAAAUUUAUGAAAUUAAUGCAAAUUUAUACAUUCAUUAUACCUUUGUUGAAAAUGUAAAUACAUAUGUAGAUAUAAUGUCAAAUAAUUUUUUUAACAUAAAAAAUGACAAAAUUGAAGAAAUUAAAAAUGAAAAUUAUAAUAAUCCUUAUUCUGAAAAUAAUAAAACUUCAGUAUUUGAAGGACAUAUUGAAUCUAUUUUGUUUUAUAAUAAAAAACAAUAUAAACAGUAUGAAAUAUUAAAUAAUCUUAUUAAUUUUACAAAUUAUAUGUUACCUCCAUUAAAAGAAAUGAAGAAUAAUUUUCUUAACUUUUUAAUUGAAGAAAUUCAGGAUGUUAUUAUUGACGAUAAUAAGCAUUUAGAAGAAGCUGGAAAAAUUUAUGAAAAAUAUGGUUACUCUUUUAUAUCUGCAUCAUUAUAUUAUAUACAAAAAAAGAAAUUAUUCAAAAAAAAUUUUAAAAAUAAAAGUUAUUCUAAUAUAACCUUUAUUAUAGAAAAAAAUAUUAUAUUAAAUACAAAAAGUAAGUUAAUUGAUUUUUUAAAUGAUUUAUUAAAUUUCAAAAAAAACAUAGGUGAUAUAAAUUUUUUUAUUCAAAAUUAUUUAUACUGUAAAAGAGGAUAUAUUUUAUCGGUAGCUGAAGAUAUAUACAAUAUUAUACAUAAAAAUAAAAAUUUGAAAGAAAAUAUGGAAAAAUAUAAAAAAAUAAAUAUGUAUAUUUUAUAUAAUAAUUAUGAAAAAAAUUUUAGGAGCACAUAUGUUAAAAAAGGAACAUACAAAUCUAAAAAAUCUCUGAGGAGAUUAAAAAAAAAGUUAAAUAUAAAAAAAGAGCAUAUAGAAAUGAAUAAAUUAAAGAAAUGGAUGACUUCCAGCUUUAAAUUAAAUAGAAGAAAUGUUAAAGAUAAAUUAGAUUCUUUAAAAGCUAAAUAA
Molecule: messenger RNA, 2331 nt
Organism: Plasmodium gallinaceum
Lineage: Eukaryota; Apicomplexa; Aconoidasida; Haemosporida; Plasmodiidae
Product: conserved Plasmodium protein, unknown function
Exons: 2
Coding region: 1-2331 (776 amino acids)
Source: RefSeq, a predicted model, not a curated record